Emys orbicularis (European pond turtle) is the source of this 1536-nucleotide messenger RNA. It is a transcript of the gene PDHX, whose product is annotated as pyruvate dehydrogenase complex component X. The record is from RefSeq and is a predicted model, not a curated record. Gene Ontology annotation, cellular component: pyruvate dehydrogenase complex; mitochondrion. Gene Ontology annotation, molecular function: acyltransferase activity. The coding region runs from base 13 to 1536 and encodes 507 amino acids. Gene Ontology annotation, biological process: pyruvate decarboxylation to acetyl-CoA. The transcript has 11 exons. Lineage: Eukaryota; Metazoa; Chordata; Testudines; Emydidae.
GAGGAGAGCAAGAUGGCAGCCUCCUUGUGGCUGAGCUGCAGCAGUAAAGGGAUGGUCAAACUACUCCUGGGUGGGAGACUAGUCGCGGGGGCUUGUGCUUCUCUUCGCCUUGGAGGAGGCUGGAGGCUUCUGCACAGGAGCCACGAGCUGCUGGGUAUUCCUGCAUUUAAAAUACUCAUGCCUGCACUGUCUCCUACAAUGGAGGAAGGAAAUAUUGUGAAAUGGUUAAAAAAGGAAGGUGAAACUGUAAAUGCAGGAGAUGCAUUAUGUGAAAUCGAAACAGACAAAGCAGUGGUAACCAUGGAGUCAAGUGAUGAUGGCAUAUUGGCUAAAAUAAUGAUGGAAGAAGGAAGUAAAAAUGUGCGUCUGGGAACACUAAUUGGUUUGCUGGUAGAAGAAGGACAGGACUGGAAGCAGGUUGAAAUACCAGCAGAUACUGGUGAUCCAUCUUGUCUGGCACCCCCGAUGGCGCCGCCUGCAGUUGCACCUACUCCCCCUCCAGUAGGCAUUUUAGCUUCAGCCUCUACCAAAAUGGAACAUGGGCUUGGAAAACUACCGAUUCGCUUAAGUCCUGCUGCCCGCUACAUUCUAGAGACACAUGGACUUGACCCAAGCAGUAUUACUCCCACUGGGCCUCGAGGAAUCCUCACUAAAGAGGAUGCACUCAAUCUUCUGCAGCAGAAACAGAAGAGCAAAGCUGCGGAAUCGAGACCUAUCGUUUCUCCAGCCCCUACUCAGCCUACUGUAGUGCCUUUGGCUCCACAAGCAACAACUGUGUCCUCUGUUUAUCCGCGGCCUGCAGUUCCACCAAUUUCUAUACCGGGUCAGCCUGCAGCACAGGGUACAUUCACAGAAGUCCCUGCCAGCAACAUCCGAAGAGUUAUUGCUAAGAGAUUAACAGAAUCUAAAACUACUGUGCCUCAUUCAUAUGCUACUACUGACUGUGACCUUGAUGCUAUCUUGAAACUAAGGAAAGAACUAGCAAAAGAUGAUAUUAAAGUAUCAGUAAAUGACUUUAUUAUCAAAGCAACAGCAGUUACCCUCAAACAAAUGCCAGAUGUGAAUGUGACCUGGGAUGGAGAGGGCCCCAGGCAGCUGCAAUCUAUCGACAUCUCUAUUGCUGUGGCAACAGACCGAGGUCUCAUUACACCAAUCAUAAAAGAUGCUGCUGCCAAGGGAGUGCAGGAAAUUUCUGCCGCUGCAAAGGCUCUCGCAAAGAAAGCAAGAGAUGGAAAACUGUUACCUGAAGAAUACCAAGGAGGAUCUUUUAGCAUUUCCAAUCUGGGCAUGUUUGGCAUCAGUGGCUUCAUUGCCGUCAUAAACCCUCCUCAAGCCUGCAUCCUAGCUGUGGGACGAGCUCGACCCGAACUCAAGAUUGUGGAAGAUGAAGAAGGGAACGAGAAACUUCUGCAGCAUCAGCUUAUGACAGUGACACUGUCAAGCGACAGUCGGAUGGUGGAUGACAAACUGGCUUCAGUGUUUCUGGAGACCUUGAAAGCAAACCUAGAGAAUCCGAUACGACUUGCCUUAUGUUAA